This is a messenger RNA of Oncorhynchus masou masou (cherry salmon), 1697 nucleotides long. It is a transcript of the gene mphosph6, whose product is annotated as M-phase phosphoprotein 6. Gene Ontology annotation, cellular component: early endosome membrane. Lineage: Eukaryota; Metazoa; Chordata; Actinopteri; Salmoniformes; Salmonidae. The transcript is spliced from 7 exons. Gene Ontology annotation, biological process: protein transport. Bases 223 to 1419 code for a protein of 398 amino acids. The record is from RefSeq and is a predicted model, not a curated record. Gene Ontology annotation, molecular function: phosphatidylinositol phosphate binding.
CUCUGCUUUCUCUUGCUUCAGUCUUGCGUGUACUACUAUAUAUUCACACACUCCCUCUUUCUGUAUUUUUUCAUUUAUUUUUUCAAACAGGGCAUGUCAACAACCUUAGUUAUACCGAGUGUGUGUUUGUGUGCGCUUGUUUGUGCAGAGCUAGCAGCUGAUUUCCGACUGAGUAUUUCAAUCAUCUUCCCCAGAACUAUUACUGUAUGCUGACAAGCCCGGAUGGCGGAGAGGGCAGUGCCACAAGAGAACACAGGGAUCCAACAGUCCAAUGGUCCAUACCCUGAAGCCACAGCUGAGAGCCUGGACCUUGAGGAUUCACAUCAACAGGGCGCGUGUGUGUAUGACCUGUGUCCAGGCCCCAGUUCAUCCUGUAUGACCACCAAAGAGCUGCAGCAGCACUGGGGCGCGGUGAAGCACAGACUGAAGCCGGUCAAGCUGUUGUUUGAGAUUCCUUCUGCACGCACCAUAGCGCAGCACUUGUCCAAAUACGUUGUGUACCAGAUCGUGUUGAUCCGGUCAGGCAGCUACGACUCCAAGCGCGUGUCUGUCGAGCGUCGCUAUAGCGACUUCGUCCACCUCCACCAGCAGCUCCUUGAAGACUUCAGCGAGGAGCUUGAGGAGGUCAUACUUCCCCGGAAACUCCUAACUGGAAAUUUUAACCCCGAGACCAUCUGGGAACGCCGCCUGGCUCUGCGGGACUACCUGGCCCAGCUCUAUGCAGUCCGUUGCGUCCGACAUUCCCACCACUUCCUGGAUUUCUUCACUGAGCCCGAGCAAAGACGAGCGCAUGGCCUUCUCCGAUCAGGGCAGUUUGGGCCAGCUGUCGCUCUACUAGAGACUGUCCUGGAGCUUCAGGAGAAGAUGGGAGGGUGGCAGAGUCCUGUUCUGCUGGUGCCUACGCUGUGUGCCCUCACAGUGUGCCAGAGAGACCUGGAAGAGCCGGAGUCUGCGUUCACCAUGGGCCAGAGGGCGCUGCCCACGUUCAUGCAAAGAGGCCUGGAUGCAGAUACAAAGAAGCAACUGGAAGAAGAGGAGAGGAGGAUCAUCAGUGAUGAGCAUUGGUAUCUGGACCUGCCAGAACUCAAAGCUAAAGAGAAUUUCAUAAUAGAAGAAAGAAGUUUUGGGCCUUGUGAAGACCUGAAGUAUGGACGAAUGUCGUUCAAGGGGUUCAAUACAGAAGUAGAGAAACUAAUGAUCAUCAUGAAUGCUCCAAAUGAGGAAGAGUUGGAAGAGGAGGAAAUUAGCAGAAUGGAGACUGAUAUCACAGAUGAAGACAUGGCUAGAAGGUACGAGAGCUUAGUGGGAAGCAUGAAGAAGAAGUUUGCUAAGAAGCGGGAGAGGUCUGCAAUUGAGGAUGUUAAUCAAAACGCAACUGAGACACACAAAAAAAUAGCUUUUUUGAAGCCUCAGGACUGAGGGCAUGCUUUUUUUUAUUUAAAUGAAGUAUGUCAGGACUGUACAAUGUUUUUAUGUGCAACAAUUUUUAUUUUAUUUUUACUGCUGUUUUUUCAUGAACCGUAGGUAACUUCCAAAGAUGUUAGACAUAUAUUUUAAAGUUGAAUGGAUGUUAUAUAUCCUCUUUUUAAAAGUACAUUUCUUCAAGAUGCAUUGAGGUUUAUGAACACAGGAAAUGAAGCCCACAUCCUUGUACCAUGGACCAGGGUAUAGUUUAAUUAAAACUGUUACCCAAUGUG